Messenger RNA from Phytophthora infestans T30-4, 921 nucleotides. RefSeq lists its product as uncharacterized. Bases 1 to 921 code for a protein of 306 amino acids. Gene Ontology annotation, cellular component: U7 snRNP. Gene Ontology annotation, molecular function: U7 snRNA binding. NCBI's taxonomy places the organism in Eukaryota, Oomycota, Peronosporomycetes, Peronosporales, Peronosporaceae. The transcript is spliced from 5 exons. The record is from RefSeq and is a predicted model, not a curated record. Gene Ontology annotation, biological process: mRNA 3'-end processing by stem-loop binding and cleavage.
AUGGAUGCUGCACUCGUGGAGGAACGUUUGCGCGCCUUCUACGCUAAGCACAACCCAGGCAAUGACCAGAACAUCGCGCAGAUCGUGCGCAAAUUUGCCGGUCGCGAGCGUCAACUAUGCGCAAAACUCUUUAAGAAAUACGGAGAAGCACCAGACUUUACAUCGGCUGGCGAUACUGCAAAAGAAAAGGACAUCACCAAGGCGGCAGGUCCAGCCACGGACAGUCCGCUGGACUUCCGCUCAGCCCAAUUUGAUGCUCUCAAGGCUCUUCAGACGCCUAAACAGCAAUUGAAGCUGCCAGUGGUCGCGGCUUAUCCUCUGGACAAUACCCAAAAGUGCCGACACUUGCUCCCCGAGUCCGAUGUGAACAGACAGACGCUUGUAGCUAGAUUAAAGAAGGCGAACCCAUCCGCAGCUGAAGCCAAAGCGGUGGCAGUGAAGAAAGUUCCUGCUCCUGCUACGCCGUCGCUGUUUGAACAACUUGCAGAAACUUACUUGGACGGCCCCUUUCGAGUUCUUCGUCACUGCUUCCUUGAACGAAUGAGGGUCUUCGUUGUCAUUCGUCGAGUUAACAGCGUGCGUGGAACAUGUUCUGGCUUCUUGAAGGCCUUUGAUAAGCACAUGAAUCUCGUUCUGCUGGAUGUCACUCAAGACUUUAUCCCACUCAGUACUCAUGAAAGGCUCCUGCGACAAGUGAGGGAAGACAAACGCCCCGUGAGUGAUGCAGUGUUCUCUGCUGCCGAUCAGCGGCGCAAUCGUCGAGUAUUUGCUAGUGCUGGUGGAACUCGACGUGAGUAUGUGAAGCAGCUUUUCAUUCGUGGUGACAAUGUGGUCUCUGUCAGUGCAGCUGUUGGCAAUACAACGGGUCAUCGGCCGCAGCAAACGUCUAGACAAGACAAACAACGCUCGUCCCGGUCGUAA